Molecule: messenger RNA, 1692 nt
Organism: Olea europaea var. sylvestris
Lineage: Eukaryota; Viridiplantae; Streptophyta; Magnoliopsida; Lamiales; Oleaceae
Product: pectinesterase-like
Exons: 2
Coding region: 74-1678 (534 amino acids)
Biological process (GO): cell wall modification
Molecular function (GO): pectinesterase activity; pectinesterase inhibitor activity
Source: RefSeq, a predicted model, not a curated record
ACCAAAAUCCAAGCUCAUUUCCUUGUCAUGUUUAUCUCUUGUUCUGUUCCUACUUUUCCUUCUAAUUUCCCACAUGCACACCCCAAUCAAUCAACACAUUAAUUCAAGAUCAAUACACAUUCACAAGCACAUUCAAGUAGCGAAUACACAUUGUCAAGGCACAUUGUACCCAGAAUUAUGUGUCUCUACACUCUCUACAUUCCCAGAUCUUCAAGAAAAGUCUAUCCCAGAAGUUAUCUCUGCCCUUGUGAAUGUCACCAGGACGGAGGUCCUGGUUUGCGCUUCCAACGCCACUGACCUCCGCCGGAAACUCAAGAAACACCAUUCCAUUGAUAGGAGAGCUCUCGACGAUUGUCUCGAGCUAUUUUCCGACACGGUGACUGAGCUAAAAACUACACUUUCCAAUCUAGCAGAAAACUCUUCUGAAGAAAAACAUUAUACAAAUAUACAAACUCUUCUUAGCGCUGCAAUGACGAAUCAAUACACUUGCCUUGACGGGUUUGCUUAUAGUAAAAACAAUACUCGCCGGUACAUUCAAGGCCGGCUGAAGAAAAUCUCCAUGCAUUUGAGUAAUUCACUCGCCUUGCUCAAGAAAAUCAAGAUGGAAAAGAAGGGUUCGAGAAAUACAGAACUGUUUGAUGGAUACGGGUCGAUGAAAAAUGGGUUCCCAGUUUGGUUGAAGAGGAAGGACCGGGCACUUUUACGGGCUUCGGUGAAUCAAACACAGUUCGAUUUGGUGGUGGCGAAAGAUGGUAGUGGGAAUUUUACGACGAUAAAUGAGGCCUUAAGUGCAGCGCCGAAUAAUAGAGACAAGAGGUUUGUGAUUCACAUUCGGGGCGGAACGUACUACGAGUACGUUGAAGUAGAAAGGAGAAAGAGCAUGAUCAUGUUUGUAGGAGAUGGAAUUGGAAAGACACUUAUAAAAGGGAACCGGAAUGUUGCCGAUGGCUGGACUACUUUCCGAUCUUCCACAGUUGCGGUGGUGGGAAGUGGAUUCAUCGCCAAAGGCAUCACAUUUGAGAACUACGCCGGGCCGGGCAAACACCAAGCAGUGGCUCUAAGAAGCAGUGCAGAGUUCUCCGCCUUCUACCAAUGCAGCUUCGUCGGAUAUCAAGAUACUCUCUACGUCCAUUCCUUCCGGCAAUUCUACCGUGAGUGCGACAUUUACGGCACAGUCGACUACAUCUUCGGCAACGCUGCCGUCGUUAUCCAAAACAGCAAUCUAUACGCGCGAAAACCUAACGGCAAACAGAAGAACACAUACACCGCCCAAGGAAGGGACGAUUCGAACCAAAACACAGGGAUAUCAAUUCUGAAUUGCAAAGUGGCCGCCGCCUCCGAUUUGAUUCCUGUCCAGUCCUCAUUCCGAACCUAUCUCGGCCGGCCGUGGAAACAGUAUUCCAGGACUGUAUAUCUUCUGUCACAUAUAGGGGAUUUGGUGGAACCGGCGGGUUGGUUGGAAUGGGAUGGGACUUUUGCACUGGAUACGCUUUAUUAUGGAGAGUAUAGGAAUAGAGGCCCCGGAUCAAAUACGACUGCGAGAGUGCGUUGGGCGGGUUACCGAGUUAUUAACAGUUCAACUGAAGCGAGUCAGUUUACUGUUGGUAAUUUCAUACUGGGAAAUCAAUGGCUGCCGGCGACAGAAAUUCCGUUCUAUUCCAAUUUAACAGCCACUUGAUUUUUUUUGUUGUG